AUGUAUCGACAACUAACUCAGGAGGAAAAUAGACAGCGAGCUUUGAAUCGAAUACAGCGAAAACAGCAUGGAGAUAAUUCACUAGCGGCAAAUGUAUCUUUGAAAGAAGGACCAAAAGAUGGUUCUGUGAAGCAAACAACCUCACUUUCACAGAUUAUAAGUGGAGCUGACCACAAGAGAGCUAGGGUGGAGUUGACUGGAGAGCAAAAGAAGAGAAUUGAAGAAAAUAGGCGGCGAGCUUUGGAGCUCAAGCUAGAAAGAGAGAGAAACAAUCGAGACGCAACCUCUAAUUCAGAGAAAGCACACAUUCCCGAGCAUGCAAAGCAGGCUCUUAAGGACAAUAAGACCAAAAAUGGCCCUCAGGGCUUGAGACCGUCGAUCAACCGGAAAGAGUAUAUUGAGUUUGAUUUCGCGACAAUGAAGGAUUCUCGGGGUGGGUUUAUUGAAGAUGAAAGUGGCAGCGGUGGCAAUGAAAGUGGUACAGACCUGAAAAAUGAAUCCAAAACUUUAGAGGAGUGGAAGGAACAGCAGAAAAAAAACCAGCAUAUAGUGAGAGACUUGGCCCCUCCAGUGGAUAUAGCCGCAGCACCCAAAUGUUUCGAGUGUGGAUCGUUGGAGAUCGAUCCUAACUUGUACCUGAACUUUGGUCAUGUGCGUGUGUGUAGACCUUGUGCCAAGGCCAAACCAGAGAAGUAUGCCCUACUUACGAAGACAGAAUGCAGGGAGGACUACUUACUCACCGAUCCCGAGUUGCGAGAUGUUGAAUUGCUUCCACGGAUUGAAAAGCCGAACCCCCAUGGUUUCUCGCGGAUGCAAUUGUUCCUUCGUUUUCAAGUAGAGCAGUUUGCGUGGAAAAAAUGGGGCCUGGCGGAGAAACUAGAUGAAGAAUGGGAAAGACGAGAAAAGGCUCGCCUCGAUCGUCGCGACAAAAAGUAUAAUGAAAAAUUGAAGGAAAUGAGAAAAAAAACCCGCGCGGAAGAAUACACUAGAAAGCUCCGCAACGGUCAAAAUCUAGGUGAGCGUCACUCUCACCAGUGGUCGCAAGCAAUUGCCAUGCCAGGGAACGCCAAUAUGGUCAAACGAAGGUGCAUAGAUUGUGGGUUAGAAACAGAAGAGUUGGUGAUUUAG
Molecule: messenger RNA, 1128 nt
Organism: Meyerozyma guilliermondii ATCC 6260
Lineage: Eukaryota; Fungi; Ascomycota; Pichiomycetes; Serinales; Debaryomycetaceae
Gene: RAD14
Product: Rad14p
Exons: 1
Coding region: 1-1128 (375 amino acids)
Biological process (GO): UV-damage excision repair; nucleotide-excision repair involved in interstrand cross-link repair; base-excision repair
Cellular component (GO): nucleotide-excision repair factor 1 complex
Molecular function (GO): damaged DNA binding
Source: RefSeq, a predicted model, not a curated record